This is a messenger RNA of Thunnus maccoyii (southern bluefin tuna), 1832 nucleotides long. RefSeq names its product potassium channel, subfamily K, member 12 (gene kcnk12). The transcript has 2 exons. Gene Ontology annotation, cellular component: membrane. Gene Ontology annotation, molecular function: potassium ion leak channel activity. NCBI's taxonomy places the organism in Eukaryota, Metazoa, Chordata, Actinopteri, Scombriformes, Scombridae. Gene Ontology annotation, biological process: potassium ion transmembrane transport; stabilization of membrane potential. The record is from RefSeq and is a predicted model, not a curated record. Bases 600 to 1832 code for a protein of 410 amino acids.
UGUAGCGGAGUGAGCUCACCAUAUGCGCUGCCAGGCUGCAAUGAGCCACUGUAACGUCCACACGAAGAAUAUAGCCCCUCACAUCUCCAGACCAAGCAAGCCUGAAGACGGAUGAGUUGAUUUGAGACCGGAGCGGGAUUUCUAGAGAAACAUUUUGGUGCAGGGGACCCAGAGGAUACUACUCUACUGCUGCUGGCAUUCCCACCCUCAGCUUUUGCACAAAGAAGCGCGUCCGGUUGGAUGUAAGCUGCAGUCCACUUCAGUUCAACUGCAUUGCUACAACUGUGAGAAUGAAUCCAUCAUGAAACUGUGCGCCGACUGCUUUUCUCAUGAACACUUUCUUGAUCAACCAGUGCAAUCCGGAGGAUUUACAGACUUAUAUCCACAAGUGGAGCGCCUUUUUUGCCUCUCAGCUACAGAUUUCACUUCACUACUACAAUGAGACAACGUGGUGGGCUAAGUAAAGGAAAUGUUGCCUGUAGAAGUGCAGUGAGAAAGCAGUAGUACAGUGACUUCCAGAGGACACCUGCAGACGAGUGAAUGCCGUCUCCGAUGUGGAGCUUGUCGCUGUCCGACGCGCGAGUGGUGCUGAAAUUUGGAUGAUGCCUGGCCAGCGACUGCAAGGCUGCCGCUCCCUGCACUUGAACGAGGACAACGGCCGCUUCGUGCUGCUCGCCAUCCUAAUCGUACUGUACCUGCUGUGCGGCGCUGCGGUCUUCUCUGCCAUAGAAAGGCCCUCGGAGCUGCGGGCUCACGGCCGCUGGAACGGGACGCUCCUCAACUUCAGUGAGACCUUCAACAUCAGCCUGCAGGACCUCAACUCCUUCCUGCGGGAGUACGAGGCUGCCAUCGCCGCCGGGAUCCGGGCUGAUGCUCUGAGGCCACGAUGGGAUUUUACAGGGGCUUUUUAUUUUGUUGGAACUGUGGUGUCGACUAUAGGUUUUGGGAUGACAACACCUGUGACAAUUGCAGGCAAAGUGUUCCUGAUCUUCUAUGGGCUCCUGGGUUGCGCUGCCACCAUCCUCUUCUUUAACCUCUUCCUGGAGCGCAUCAUCACACUGCUGGCUGUGGUGAUGAAGGCUGUGAGGGAACGACGAAUUAGGAACAGUGGUCUACUACCGCCAGGCAUCCGCCAUGACUUCUCAGCCUACAGUGUCCCAGGCUGGAAGCCCUCUGUGUACCACGUGAUGCUGAUUCUCGGCCUAUCAGCCAUCACCAUCUCCUGUUGUGCAUCAGCCAUGUACACCCCUGUGGAGGGUUGGGCGUACUUAGACUCGCUCUACUUCUGCUUUGUAACCUUCAGUACCAUUGGCUUUGGGGACUUUGUCAGCAGCCAGAGCGCGGCUUACGAAUAUCAAACCCUCUACAGGGUGGCCAACUUCCUCUUCAUGCUAAUGGGCGUCUGCUGCAUCUAUUCACUCUUCAAUGUCAUCUCGAUUGUCAUCAAGCAGGUGCUCAAUUGGAUGCUGGAGAAAAUGAGCUGCUUGUUUUGCCAGCGUUGCAAUAAGGCCAACACCUUCCUGGGAAGACGCAAUGCCAUCCGCCCAGGCACCAAGGGUCGCCAAGGUCAGUUUGGCCAGCUGCCCAACUCAGAUGGACCUUGUGAUAGUGACACUGAGGGACGCAGACUAUCAGGGGAAAUGAUCUCUAUGAAAGACCUGGCAGCCUCCAACAAGGUGUCACUGGCCAUCAUGCAGAAGCAGCUGUCUGAGUCGGCCAAUGGAUAUCCCAGGACAGUUUGUGGCAGCUCUCGCCACAAUGGUUUCUCUGGGGGGGUUGGUGCCCUCGGUAUCAUGAACAACAGGCUGGCAGAGACAAGUAAUUCCAGGUAG